This is a messenger RNA of Epinephelus moara (kelp grouper), 3895 nucleotides long. Its product is annotated as retinoschisin-like. The coding region runs from base 48 to 821 and encodes 257 amino acids. The transcript has 6 exons. Lineage: Eukaryota; Metazoa; Chordata; Actinopteri; Perciformes; Serranidae. The record is from RefSeq and is a predicted model, not a curated record.
GUUGAGUAUCACACACUCGUCGCAUUCCAGCACAGCUGAAGAGGAAGAUGGAGGUCACCACUCGAAGGACUGCUGUGUUGUUCCUCCUGCUUCUAUCUCAGGCCCUGAUCGCUGUUCACUCACAGGAGGAGGAGGAGGCCGUCCAGGAGGAGGAGCUGCAGGAGGAGGACCAGCAGGUGAUCGAGACAUUGACAUCAAACGUCAAAGCCUGCACCUGCGACUGCGAGUCUGGUGAUUCACCCACACGUUUCCCCACUGUCAUCCCACCUGUCCUGGCGACCUCACCCCUGCCCCCGCCACCUAAGGGUCACCCAAUGACCUGCAUGCCAGAAUGUCCUUACCACAGAGCUCUGGGCUUUGAAUCUGGAUCUGUGUCCUCAGACCAGAUCAGCUGCUCCAAUCAGGACCAGUACGCCGGCUGGUACUCCUCCUGGCUCCCCAACAAGGCUCGCCUUAACAACCAAGGCUUUGGGUGUGCAUGGCUCUCCAAGUUUAACGACCAGCAUCAGUGGAUCCAGAUCGACCUGAAAGAGGUCAGUGUGGUGUCUGGUAUCCUCACCCAGGGCCGCUGUGAUGCUGACGAGUGGAUCACUAAAUACAGCAUCCAGUAUCGCAGUGUGGAGACACUCAACUGGAUCUAUUACAAAGACCAGACAGGAAACAACAGGGUCUUCUACGGGAACUCUGACCGCUCCUCCACCGUACAGAACCUGCUGCGCCCACCCAUCGUAGCUCGGUACAUCCGCUUGCUGCCGCUGGGCUGGCACACCCGCAUCGCCGUGAGGAUGGAGCUGCUGAUGUGCAUGAACAAGUGCUCCUGAAGUGCACACAGCCUGCUUUGUCCUCACUGUCCAUCCUUCCCCUGCCAACCUGCAGCUUGCCAAAAGGGGACAUCGGUCCAGCGACAAAAGAUCCAUCAUGUUACUUUGUUAUGACCUUCAUCUCUAUGAUGAGGCUCACAGCAAACUAAGUCUGGGAAGGUGGACAUGUUUGAUGCACUAUUUAUCUGUCUUAAAGUCUGUAUUGUUUAAUAUGUAAAUACAAAAUUGGACACCUCAGUGAAUACAGGGAUUCAAGUUUUAAAUUCCAAUUUGGAGGCCUGUUACCGUCAAUAAAACUACAGGAGUACAUGAAAGAUUUGUUUACUCAUUACUGUCUUUGAAUCACAGACGAACACUAUAAUAAAAAAGAUUCUACAGGUAAAGUUUGAAAUCAAAUGAGUUUGUUUUAUUUGAGAUUUACUGUUACAUAUGUAAACAUGAAUAUUCUAAAAUUGUUAAGCAUUCAUUUGUGGGUUUAUGCUCUCAUGUAAAUGCUCUGUUGAAAAAAAAAGCAGAUAAACACUGACUAUGCUACUAAUUUGUGUCUGUAGUAAAAGCACAAACGUAAUACUUGAUUUCAUUUAAACAGUUGAUAAACAUCUUCUGUUAUAAAUAUUACCAAACAAGUAGUCACACAUCAGUAUUAAUAUAAUACACAGUGCUCCUUCUGUAAAACAAUAAUCCAAAGAGAGAACUGUAUUGUGUCAAGUACAGAGUGUGCACGGUCCUUACAGAUGCACAAUACACAAUACGAUACGGUGAUGUUUGGACUCAGUGUGUAACUGUGGGAGCCUCAGGCCCCAUGUUUCAGUCUUCACACACUGUGCACAUGAUGAACAUGAAGUGAGGAAGAAUUUACAGAGUCAGGGCAAUAUUGCUGAGCCAUACAGUCUCUUCAAAGUGCAACAUUAAAAAAAGCUUAGGAUUUAUUUCUGCCAAGCUACUUUCAUGGCACUUUAUCCCAGACAGAAAACAAUGUUACAGUGCAGAGCUUCUGCCCCCACUGUGGUUCGGUAUUAAAUUUUUCUCAUAAGCUUGUCCCAGGUGGCUCAGUGUGUGCAAUCAGAUAAAAAAAUACACAAGUACAGUGAUUCCCAACCAGGAGGUACAUGUAGUCCAGGGGGUACUUCUGCAGAUGGGUUAUGGAGAGACUUUAGAGUAACAGAAGUAAUUUAUUCUGAACAUUAGUUUAUGUUGCUAUUAAGAGCACGUGUAAAGUUAGCAAGCAAGCGUUAAAGUCAAAACAGUUCGCUCAAAGCAAUGAAUUAAUUGUCGAAAUAUUUAACUAAUGCGAAUGUAAUGAACAAAUGGUGAAAAGCUAAAAGAAACAGAUGAUGAGCUACUAAAAUACUGUAAACCUUUGCACAUCCUUUAAAACAGGGAUAGUCAACUUGUUUCGCCUGGGGGCCAGGGGCCAGUUAAUAAACAGACUAAUAUUUAUCCGUUUAAUAAAUUGCCUAUUUUCAACCUGUCAACACUGGGUGUUAUUACUCAUCUUUCAGUGGCAAAUCCUUAUCUACAUUCAAGGCACAAAAAACUUCCCAGUAUAAAUCAUUGUAUUUUAAUUGGUGGGCCACCCGGCACCCUAUCACUGGCCAAGUUGAAUUAUUAUUGCCCUAGAAUAUAUUUUUGCACAUUCCUGCCUGCUCCUUCAUUUAAAACAGUUACGCUGUACAUAUUUUUUAACUGUAUUUUUUCAUUGCAAUUUCUUUAAUAUUCUACAAGUAUUAUUUGGUCUAUGAUUCUUGUCAACCUCUCUUUAAACACCAAAGUAGAUUCCUUGUACAGUAUCUGAAAACAUACUUAGCAAUUAACUGGGCUGUGAAUCUGAACAACAGUUAAAAUAGGUAGCCAAACAGUUAAAAUAGGUAGCCAAAAAUAUUGGGGAAAUGGUUAAAAAUGCUAAAUGUAACAGAUGAACGGCUGAAUUAGUGAGCUUUAACAGUUGUAAUGUUAGCUAGCAAAAAUAACAGAUGGUGAAAAAGCUAACAUACAAGGAUUAACAGUUAAACUAGAAAGAUAAAUGUAGUGGCAAAUUGGUUGAACUAGCUAAACGUAUUAAAUAACCUGUUCAGAUAAAUGCAUAAAUGUAACCGAAAAAUAUAAAUGUAUGGACAAACAGUUAAAAUGGUUAGCUUAAAGUGGUGGCAACGUGGUUGAACAGGUAAAAGUCACAAUAAACUGAUAAACAGUUAAAAUAGGUCAUAGAUAAACAGUUGAAAUAGCUAGCUAAAUGGAAAAAAAAAAAAUGGUUGAAACGGUGAGCUAAAACAAAGUUGUAAUAGUUAGCUAGCGUGAAAGUAACUGACAAAUGAUGAACAAGCUAAAAGAAAUGGAUAAACAGUUAAAAAAGAUAGCUAAAAGUAACUGAUACAGGCCUAUGGAUGAAAUAUUUAGCUCAAAGUAUUGGGGAAAUGGUUGGAACUGCUAAAUGUACGGAGCUAAAGCAAACAUUAAUAGUUAAUGUUAGCUAGCAAGCUAUAAACAAAUGGUGAAACAGCUAUAAGGAAUGAAAACAGUUGAACUGGUUAUCUUAACAGUAGCAGCAAAAUGGUUAGAAUAGCUAAGUAAUGAACAAACUGUUCAAAUAGUUAAUUAGGUAAAUGUGGUAAUGAAUAAACAGUUGAAAUAGCUACACUAGAAUGAUAUCCAGUUUGCAGCCUACCAUCUCCCUCAUUCUACGUGAAUGCAGCAUAAAUGGUUGAAACAGUGAUCUAAAACAAACGGUAAUAUUUAGCUAGAAUAAGAAUAGUGGACAAAUGCUAAAAAAGCUAAAAGAAAUGGUUAGAGUUCUGCUAGUUAGCUAAAAGAAGUGGCAAAUUGGUUGGAAUAGCUAACACUAAUGUUAGAAACUGUUCAAAAAGUUAAAUGUGGUAACAGAUAAACAGCUGAAAUAGCUAGCUAAAAGUAAUACAGUAGAAAUAGUUGGCUUAAGGAACAGGGGCCAGUGGUUGAAAUUUCUAAAUGUAAUAAUGAAUGGUUUAACUAGUUAGCUAAAACAAAUUAGAAAACAGUUUUUUAGCUAGCAUAAAAAUAAGCUAGCAUAAAAAUAACAUGCUAAAGCUAAAACAAAA